AUGGCAACAUUCAGUAAGCUGCUCGCCAUCAUUCUCUUGCUUCAACUGAGCUCAGCUUUAGCAACUGCUGUCGGAUCUUCGACAGAGGAUUGUCAUCAGAGUCUUACGGUUGUCAUUGUGGGAAGUUAUUCCGGGCACAUUGACUGCGUCUUCCAAAAUCCCACUCAGAGUACUCAAGCGAAAAUACUUUCUCGUCAGCCACCCGAAGGAUUGCCUGCUGUAGCUAAGACGGUGUGUACUAGAUGGCGGGGUACUUGUAGCUUCGUCUCGAAAAUGUUCACAAGUUUUCAAUAUCACGUCAACAAGAAGGGAAAACAAAUGGACAAGGCUUCGUCGCACUUGGGCUAUCGCUCAACUACUCUGCGCAAGUUGUCAAGUGACGACACAAUGAAACUUGUGAAAGACUCAUACCAGAGCCGGGCAUCUGCUUUAUUUGGGAUGAAUUCAUCACCCUCUGGAGCUCUUGUCGACUUACCCCCUGAAUCAUAUCUUCCAGUCAAAGCGUCUCCUACAGAGCUAUCGUCUAAAAAAACUUCUCCGACAACCCAAGCUACUGGGAAGGCCUUGACCGCACAAAUCAAACGGGCUGCCAGAUUUCUCAGGAACCUAUCCUCAUCACAUCAUGCGACAACAAAAUUCGCGAGGGAUACUGCCAUUUCAAGUAGUGGUCUUGCAUCUUUCUCCUCACAGAAGAGCUUGCCUCUCAAACGUCCGGGAACCCCAACCGCUUUGUCGGCUAUCCCAUUAUAUAGAGGUCGCAUGGCAUCCUGGAAAUUUCGAAGAAGCUUUUCGGGCUCAAGUCAACCUCGUUCUGAUAUUCCAAUACGCUUGCAUGUUGCUGAUGACGUAAGACGAGCUCCGUUACAGCGCUCAACACACUUCAGAAACAUCUAG
This is a messenger RNA of Puccinia triticina, 894 nucleotides long. RefSeq lists its product as uncharacterized. NCBI's taxonomy places the organism in Eukaryota, Fungi, Basidiomycota, Pucciniomycetes, Pucciniales, Pucciniaceae. Bases 1 to 894 code for a protein of 297 amino acids. The record is from RefSeq and is a predicted model, not a curated record. The transcript has 5 exons.